AGUAUGGAUAAACCUGAAAACAUGUCAGAGAUGAGACUGGUUGUUGUUGGGAGGACCGGAUCAGGGAAGAGCUCCAGUGGAAACACCAUACUGGGAGGACCAGCCUUCACUGCAGAUGUCAGCCGUCUGUCCGUCACUAAACAGUGCCGUAAGCAGACCGGUGAGGUGUGCAACAGGCAGGUGACCAUCGUCGACACUCCCGGCCUCUUCGACACCUCGCAGGAGGACGAACACGUAAAGCGAGAGAUCGCCAAAUGCAUCAACAUGUCGGCCCCGGGGCCCCACGCCAUCCUGCUGGUCAUCAAGCUGGGGCCUUUCACGGCAGAGGAGCGAGACGCUGUCGGGAAGGUGGAGGAGAUCUUUGGAGAGGACGCCUGGAAGUACACCAUCAUCCUCUUCACAUACGGAGACAGGGUCACGUCGGACUUCGCACAGCUGGUGGAGAAGGCCGGACCCGAGCUGCAGACCAUCCUGGAGAAGGUGGAGAACCGGUACCACGUCUUCAACAACCUCAGAGCCAACGAUCGGGGACAGGUGCUGGGCCUGCUGGAGAAGGUGGAGGAGAUGGUCGGUGCCAACGGAGGACGGUUUCACUCCAACUACACCUACGAGGAGGUGUCUAAGAUGCUGCUCAAGAGAGAGGAGGAGCUCAGAGAGUUCUACGACAAGACACUGGAGGAAAGUAUCAGAUCUGUGGAGUCAAAGUACGAGAAGAAGCUGAGCGAAGCUCAACAGGAGCGCCAAGAGGUGGAGAAGAGACUGCAGUCGGAGCUGCAGGAGGUGAGGCGGUACUACCGCGCUUUAGAGAGAGGAGUCCGUCACGUUGUGGAGCACACAGUGAAGACCGACUCCAUGGAAGACAUUCUCAAGUUCCACGAGGCCCUGAAACUGAACUAAACUCAGCCGGACACUCGACUGUCUUCAUCUGGACUAUAAUAUAUAACAGCUUGUUCAGUUUGUUUUAAAUGAUGGGCUUUAAGUGAGUUUAAUACUGGAAAUACAUGCAGAAAACUCAACAUGUGUGAUCAGAACUCAAAUCCUGGCAGUGUCACAUCCUUGAACAUUUAUUUGGAACUACUGUAGCACAAAAGUAUAAAAACAAAGAAUAUCUCCUUUGGAAAUAUUUCUUAUUAGAGGUCUUUAUUCCAGUUUGAUAAAGCAGACAGUCACUCUCCAAAGUUUACAUUCAACAAUCUUUCAUUCACCUGACACGCAGGUAAACCUCUACAUCCCCAGUUCUUAACUUUUAUUUUAUCUGUCGGUUACACCAUGAUCACGGAAUAGUGAUUUCUCCCUCAUAUCAUAUCGUUUAACAUUCCAGGCAUACGUACGUACUUUAUAUUUACUAUUUGUACAAUAAAUUGUCAUUAAAUCCA
Perca flavescens (yellow perch) is the source of this 1376-nucleotide messenger RNA. RefSeq names its product GTPase IMAP family member 4-like. Gene Ontology annotation, molecular function: GTP binding. The record is from RefSeq and is a predicted model, not a curated record. The coding region runs from base 4 to 897 and encodes 297 amino acids. Lineage: Eukaryota; Metazoa; Chordata; Actinopteri; Perciformes; Percidae. The transcript is spliced from 3 exons.